Molecule: messenger RNA, 1237 nt
Organism: Brassica napus (rape)
Lineage: Eukaryota; Viridiplantae; Streptophyta; Magnoliopsida; Brassicales; Brassicaceae
Product: defensin-like protein 206
Exons: 2
Coding region: 721-1038 (105 amino acids)
Source: RefSeq, a predicted model, not a curated record
UCGAGGCGGUUGGUGGUUAAACGACGACUUCUCUUUAUGUGUUGAUGUAGGAUUUCUAUUCAAUUGGUUAUAUCUAGUUUUUACUAGAUUGGUUCCGGUUUUCCACUCGAAUUUUAGUUUGUAAACCCAAGAAAUUAACUGGUCUAAAGGGGAUAACUAUUAUAUUAACAGAAAAUGUGAAAGUCAAUCCAGAGAUAUUUAGCUCAUGAGAAACCAAAGCCCUAGAAGAUGAGAAAAAAAAAAUUAAAUUAUUGCAUAUGAAAUGAAGAUGCUCAAAAGUACCAACAUAGUGUUGCCAUGAUUGGUGCAAUGUCUUAUAAGCCUUAAUUUAUAAAUGAAUAACGAAGCCAGUUUUUUUUCAUUACCUGAUCAAAAAGUCCUAAAGAUUCUUGCUGAGUCUAGCGAUGACAAAAACAAUAUCACUUAAUCAUUAUUUUGCUAAACUUAAAGAAACAGUGAACAUAUAAAACUAAAGAAACAAUGAACAUGUAAAAUGAGUAUACACUACAAAGACGGCAACGACCUUUCUUUUGCUGAUUAUUUCAAAACGGAGGCAUCAUUAAAAAAUAGAUAGACUUGUAAGAUAAUAUGUAAUGGAAAAUAAGGCAGUGAACAAUUGUGGCGACACUAUGAACUUGGGCAAACCAGAAAGAAACGUGGACUGAUUAUACAAUGAUGACAAAGUUUCAGAAUAUUGACUAUAAAUAGAUAACAACACAUAUGAUAUGUCUCACCAACGAUAAGUUUAUUGACAAGAAAAAGAAAACACCAGGUUUAAGAAAAAGCAAGGCAAAACCGAAAGAAAUGGCAAAAAACAUCAACUCAGUCAGCAUCACCAUUCUCUUGUUCGUCCUCUUGGUGGCUUCCACCGAAAUCCUCAAGAGCGAGGCUCAAACAUUUUGCUUCGAGUGCGGACCGGUGCCGUUUCUAGGUACAAAUGCUGAUUGCUUUAACUGUUGCAAAACCAAAUACGGGAGUCCUCCAGUCGUUAGUGGCGUUGUUGAGGGAAGUGAGAAACACUGUCAUUGCUAUUGUUGAUCCUUGAAAUAACCUCAUGCAAUCACCAUGUGUAACAUUUGUUUUCAAUCAGUGACAUGUCUGUGUAUGCUCAAGCUUCUUUUGCUUCCCAAUAAAACAUCAAGGCCAAAACUUAUCAUUGCUUGCCCCUAGUUUAUGCCUAUGUUGUGUGUACUUUUGUUUCAUUAUGAAUACAAAAAGUUGUUUUGUGUUUGUGUUC